Molecule: messenger RNA, 96 nt
Organism: Parastagonospora nodorum SN15
Lineage: Eukaryota; Fungi; Ascomycota; Dothideomycetes; Pleosporales; Phaeosphaeriaceae
Exons: 2
Coding region: 1-96 (31 amino acids)
Source: RefSeq, a predicted model, not a curated record
AUGUAUCUCACCACCCCAUCAGCCCUCUUCGCCCUUCUCCUCACUUUCCAGCGCCGAAAUAACUCCCUCCCCACGGCGAUGAAGGUGCCGGGGUGA